Carica papaya (papaya) is the source of this 1454-nucleotide messenger RNA. The record is from RefSeq and is a predicted model, not a curated record. NCBI's taxonomy places the organism in Eukaryota, Viridiplantae, Streptophyta, Magnoliopsida, Brassicales, Caricaceae.
CCUCACACUCCUUUUCCUACGCUCACCACCACCUUCCCUCCUUUCCCCAAAAAUGAAAAAUUAUCUAACCAUAUGUACAGUACUCUAAAGCUGCAAGGGAAUCGACAUAUGCAGAAAGUGCGCGCACAGGAUAAGAGCAUGCACACUCUUUCCCAUUCUCAUUUCUCAAGCAAACGCAGUUCGGACAGAGAGAGAGAGAGAGAGGAAGAAAGAGAAAUAUGGUUUUUUUAUAACAGAGAGAAAGAGAAAGAGCUUUUCUUUCUUGUAAUUUGUUGAGUGUGUGAAGUGAUGAUGAGGGAGUGGGUUCAUCGAAAGGUCGGUUUCUUUUCGAGAUAAAAACAACAGAGACCACCCGUGCUUCGUUUCGCGUGCUUUUUCAUGCUCUAAUGCCCCACUUCUAUUCUUCUUUUCUUCUUUCCAGAUUUUGUUAUUUCACUUUUCUGCUUAAUUCAAUUGGGUUCUUUUUUUUUUUUUUUUUUUUUUUUUCUCGGAAAGUUAGAUUCCCAUCGCAUUUCUGCACUCUCUAUUUCUUCCCUUCUUUUCGAUUUCCUCUUGUUAGCUUUCUGAAAUGCAAAAUGGGACUUGUUUCCUUUUUUCCUUCUGUCAUGUGGAUCUUUGGCCCUUUUUUACUUCAAUCAACAUGAAGCUCUCUUCUUGACUUCUUCCGGGUGGCUAUGGCUUCCGUUGAAGACAAUAUCAAAACAAGUGUUCUACUUACUGGGCCUGCACAAACUACUCUGUUCGAGGAGAUGAAAUUGCUGAAAGAAAUGCAGGAUCCAUCUGGGGAUCGAAAGGCUAUAAAUUCGGAACUAUGGCAUGCGUGUGCAGGGCCCCUUGUUUUCUUGCCUCAAGUGGGGAGUCUUGUCUACUACUUUCCUCAAGGACAUAGCGAACAGGUGGCUGUUUCCACUAAAAGAACAGCUACUUCCCAAAUCCCCAAUUACCCAAAUCUUCAGUCUCAGUUGAUGUGCCAAGUUCACAAUGUUACUCUACAUGCAGACAAAGAUACAGAUGAAAUUUAUGCUCAAAUGAGUCUUCAACCUGUGAACUCGGAAAGGGAUGUUUUCCCUAUACCAGAUUUUGGACUUAGACUCAGCAAGCAUCCGAGUGAGUUUUUCUGUAAAACUCUUACAGCAAGUGAUACAAGCACACAUGGUGGUUUCUCAGUGCCGCGUAGAGCAGCAGAAAAGCUCUUUCCUCCAUUGGAUUAUACAAUGCAGCCCCCAACCCAAGAGCUUGUUGUCCGAGAUUUGCAUGAUAAUACUUGGACUUUUCGUCAUAUAUACCGCGGGCAGCCAAAGCGGCACCUUCUCACAACAGGAUGGAGUAUGUUUGUUGGCUCAAAAAGGCUCAGAGCAGGUGAUUCUGUUCUGUUUAUCAGGUAAUCUAUAUUAUUCAUAUUCCUUCAGUGUGAUAUGCCUUGAAUACUGAGGAAAGGUAUGAGAAGUAGAGAU